Messenger RNA from Hypomesus transpacificus, 6235 nucleotides. RefSeq names its product TUB like protein 4b (gene tulp4b). Gene Ontology annotation, molecular function: protein binding. The transcript has 16 exons. The record is from RefSeq and is a predicted model, not a curated record. Lineage: Eukaryota; Metazoa; Chordata; Actinopteri; Osmeriformes; Osmeridae. The coding region runs from base 123 to 5063 and encodes 1646 amino acids.
UUUAUAAUGUCAGUUAUUCGUCCUUAGAAUUUUCCCAGUGCAUCAGAAAUUCUCUUAUCCUUUAUUGUUUCACCUGAUUGGUAAUAUGGAAACCACCAUCACAAACAACAUUUUUACCAAAUAUGCCCAGGACUUAUGAGCCUGGUCACUCAGUCGGGAUGUUGGCAGCUGUGGAACACGGUCCGAUUCUCUGCAGCGACUCCAACAUCCUCAGCCUCUCCUGGAAAGGCCGGGUCCCCAAGAGUGAGAAGGACAAGCCGGUGUGUCGGAGGCGGUACUAUGAGGAGGGCUGGCUGGCCACUGGGAACGGGAGGGGAGUCGUGGGUGUGACGUUUACCUCCAGUCACUGCAGGAGGGACAGGAAUACCCCCCAGAGAAUCAACUUCAAUUUACGGGGCCACAACAGUGAGGUUGUCUUGGUGCGCUGGAAUGAGCCCUUUCAGAAGCUGGCCACAUGUGACAUGGAGGGAGGCAUCUUUGUGUGGAUUCAGUACGAGGGACGGUGGUCUGUGGAGCUGGUAAACGACCGCGGUGCCCAGGUGAGUGACUUCACCUGGUCUCAUGACGGCACUCAGGCCCUGAUUGCCUACAGGGAUGGUUUUGUCCUGGUGGGUUCCGUGAGCGGACAGAGACACUGGUCGUCUGAGAUCAACCUGGAGAGCCAGAUCACCUGUGGCAUCUGGACACCAGACGACCAACAGGUGUUGUUUGGGACAGCAGAUGGUCAGGUGAUAGUGAUGGACUGUCACGGACGCAUGCUGGCCCACGUCCUGCUACACGAGUCGGAUGGAAUCAUCAACAUGUCCUGGAACUGCCCCAGCUUCCUGGUCGAGGACAGCACAGAGAGUGACACGGACACGGACGACAAUGGCCCACUUCAAGGUGCUCCCUCCAUGCGCUACACCACACACAUGCGCAACGUGAAACCUCUGCUGACGGUCAGCUUCAUAUCUGGGGACAUCAGUUUGAUGAAUCACUAUGACGACCUUUCUCCUAACGUAAUCUGCUCCGGGCUCAAAGAUGUGGAGGUGCAGUGGUGCUCCCAGGGGGACCUUCUGGCCGUGGCGGGGAUGGAGCGCCACGGGCUCCCUACGGAGUCCACCUGUGCAUCCAUAAUGAGGAACGCCUUGGUCAAGUUCUACAAUGUCCAGGGAGAACACAUCUACACACUGGAGACACCAGCCCAGAGACCCAUCACCACCAUCUGCUGGGGCCACAGAGACUCACGCCUGUUCCUGGCGUGUGGGCCGGCGCUCUACGUGGUCCGCGUGGAGCACAGGGUGGCCAGCCUCCAGCUGCUCUGCCAGCAGGGCAUCGCCAGCGCCCUGCGGGAGGAGAGGGACGUGGGCAAACUAAACAUGCCCUCCCUGCUCUGCUCCUACGUCACCACUGCCUUCAUACCCACCAUCAAGCCUCCAAUCCCUGACCCCAACAACAUCCGGGACUUUGUCAGCUACCCCACGGCAGGGAACGAGAGGCUGCACUGCACCAUGAAGAGGGCGGAGGACAACCCUGAGGCGGGGGGGCCCUGCUACACUCUUUUCCUGGAGCACCUGGGUGGGCUGGUGCCCAUCCUGAAAGGACGCCGCAUCAGCAAACUACGCCCAGAGUUUGUCAUCAUGGACCCCAAAACAGACGGCAAAGCAGACGAGGUGUGUGUGAAUGCCAUGAUAUCCUACAUGACGGACAGCUGUAACUGCUCCGACUCCAGUGACAUGGAGCUGAGUGACGAGUGGGUCGGCAAGAAGUCUCCAAAGCUCUCCCGAGGGAACCGGUCACCCAAACACUCCAGGAUGAACAUGGAAUCUAGGAAAUCUCCGAAUCUGUCACGCGUUACUCAGGAAGGGCCACGAUCACCACGGUUACCCACCAGGAAGGCCGCGGUUCGUUCCCCUAGUCUGACACGGAGAGAAUUCUCCAUGGAUGGAAUCACUGAGCAUAAUUACCUUGCUCAGGUUACAUCCAAUAUUUGGGGGACAAAGUUCAAAAUUGUUGGACUUGCUUCUUUCCUGCCUGCCAAUCUUGGUGCAGUUAUCUACAAGACCAGUUUGCUGCAUUUGCAGCCGAGACAGAUGACCAUUUAUCUACCAGAGGUUCGGAAGAUAUCUCUGGACUUCAUGAGCCUGCCUGUCUUCAACCCCAACGUCUUCAGCGAAGAUGAGGAUGACUUGCCCGUUAUGGGGCCCUCGGGUGUGUCAGGUGACAACCCUCCCUGCACAGUCAACAUCCCCAUCGCCCCCAUCCACAGCCCUGCCCAGGCCAUGUCCCCCACUCAGAGUAUUGGACUGGUCCAGUCCCUGCUGGCCAAUCAAAAUAUUCAGCUGGAUGUCCUGACCAAUCCCACGGCCACGGCAGCAGCGGCGGCGGCAGCCUCAGUCCCAAUAUCUGAGCACAGCCAGGAGGCGGUUGGCGCCCAGUACCCUGUGGCAGCGCGCUACUCCAAUCCAGGACAGGAGCAGCACCAGCAGAUGCAGAGGCAGCACCAGCAGAUGCAACAGCAGCUGAAGAUGCAGAUAGCGCUGCCCCCUCCACCGCCCACCGGCUACCCCACCAUCACUCUGCAGCAGCUGCAGCUCCUCCCCCCGCCCCAGGUGCCCCACCCUGGCAAUGAGCUGGGCGGGGAGAGAGGAGGGGAGCACGGGCACACCCUGAAGCCCAGCCUGCCGCGGUCUCUGCCUCCAUCCUUCAUGGAGGCAGACUCCUCUCUGGAGCUCCAGAUGAGGAAGGUAAACCCCCCUCCGCCUUACCCGGGCACGGCAGUGUCCGCGGCCUCUGCCUCUGCAGCCUCUGCGGGCCUCAUCACCAACUGCGACAGCCCCAGUGUGCUGCUGGCGGAUCCCUGCCUGAAGAAGGAUGAGUUCUCCCUGCAUCAGGUCGGCCUCCAGUACCCAACCCCAUUGGGCUAUGAGCGGAUCACCACCUUCGACAGCAGCGGGAACGUGGAGGAGGUGUGUAGGCCGCGCCGACGGCUCAUCCGCAACCAGAGCUCGUCCUACGCCGUCCAGGCCAUGGGCGGCUCCGCCACCCUCAAAGUCACCUCGUCCGAGAGCAAGAAGGUGCAGCUGCCCUACAGCUCAGCCACCCUGAGCCGCCUCUCCGUCCCCAGGUACUCCAUACCCAGCGGAGACCCGCCCCCUUACCCAGAUCCAGCCAAUCAGGUCACCACCAACGUCCCACUGGCUCCUUCCCAGAGGAUAGACAGCAGCCUGAUUCAUGCCACGCUUCGACGCGACCGGAGAGAUGUGGCUCUGAAGGUGCCUCAGAUGGUUGACACCUCGCGGACCCUGCCGACUAAGUCGAAGAUGAACAGCGCCCUGGCCCUCUCCAACCAGCAGAGGGUGCCCACUGCGUUGUAUACGUGCACUCAGUGUAGCAGUAACAGCAGCAGCACCAGCGUUAACGUCAGUGGAGGAACCAGCAGCAGUGGAAUAGCCGGGGGAACCGUCGUACGCCAAGAUUUCCCUCCUGGAAAGGGUGCCCAUCACAGCACCAUAAUCGUGCACUCUAAAAGUACCUCUCCUCUAGCCUCUCAGUCAUCAUACAGUCUCCUGAGUCCUGGUGACAACGGCCGAGACAGGACGGUGUACGUGAACUCUGCCUUCACUGAAGACGAGACUCUCAAUCAGCAGUGCCAUUUGGAGAAAUCCGUGCGUCAUUUGACCCUGGGGGAGGUUAGUUUGACGGUGAAACGUCCACCUCCGUACCAAUGGGACCCCUCUACCACGGAGGAGUUUUGGCUGUCCCAGGGUCAGGCUAUUCUGCCCCCUCCUCCAGGAGCACACAAACCUCCACCGCUCAUCUUCAGCCAGGCUCAACACCUGGACAUGACGAGGCUGCCUUUCGUCAUCACCACCAAACCUUCGAGCAGUCCCAGUAACGUGACCUUCCAAUCAGGAUACCAGAUCUCCCUGUCACCUUUCCCACCAGGUGUGUCUCACAGUGGACCCCCACUGCAGUCCAUGCAAAGCACCUCACCACAGUGCGCUCCCAAUGAGGUCAUCAACCCGGUCCCCUUCGCUCAGACAGAUGCUAGCCUGGUCCUACCACCGGGAUACCCACCCAACCUGGCCAACCUGGCCUGCUGCCCCCUCCCUCCAAUGUACCCAGGAGCAAGCUCCUGUACUGGGCUUCAGCUCCACCCCGUCACCUUGCACCCCUGGAACCCUUACCCGUGUCCGCCCCCCAUGCACGACCAGCCCCCACCCCUCCCGACCAAGACUCACCAGCUGCUAGAGAAGCCAGUCCUUUCCCCACCUCCGACCGCCCCACCCCCUCCGCCUCCCCCUCUCCCCCCUCCUCCUCCACCCACUGAGAUUCCCAACCCUAAAAGUGCCACGGAGGAGCUGGCAGGGUCUGCCAACAGUUUUCCAGAGCCGUCCUCCCUAAACGAAAGCCCGGUCCCGCAGACCUCGGACAAGUUCAGCAAGAAGAGUCGCAAGCGUCUGGACAGCAGGGCGGAGGAGGCCAGCAUGACCACCGUCUCUGAGGGCAGAUCCAAAAAGGAGGGCCGGGCCCUCUCUGACUUUAACUCCCUCAUCUCCAGCCCGCGACUGGGCGGCAGGGAGAAGAAGAAGCCCAAGGGCCAGAGGGAGCAGCUCAACAAAGCCAAGAAGCUGAACAGGACCGCCAACGAGUUUCAGGACAGUUCGGAGAGUGAGCCCGAGCUGUUCAUCAGUGGUGACGAGCUGAUGAACCAGAGCCAGAGCAGUAAGAAGGGCUGGAAGAGCAAGAGGAGCCUCCGCAUGGCCAGCGAGCUGGAGGAGAUCAAGUGUCGCAAGGCUAACGAGAGAGAGGACAGGGGGCUGGGCAGCCAGGGCUUUGUCUACGUCAUGGCCAACAAGCAGCCGUUGUGGAACGAGGCCACCCAGGUCUAUCAGCUUGACUUUGGAGGACGAGUGACACAGGAGUCAGCGAAGAACUUUCAGAUUGAGCUGGAUGGCAGACAGGUGAUGCAGUUUGGCAGAAUUGACGGUAAUGCCUAUAUCUUGGAUUUCCAGUAUCCUUUUUCGGCAGUGCAAGCGUUUGCCGUUGCCUUGGCAAACGUUACUCAAAGGCUGAAGUAAAUCCGUGCCCUAAACUGGUGACAAACUGGUUAUUUUAUUAAAUGUCAUCGGUCCAUUAAAUUCAGUUAAGCGUUAAACAAAGACAGGAGGUGUCAUGGAGUUUGUACCAUUUGUCUCCUCCAGGGAGGCCAUACAUCAGGUUUAGUUUUAAGUAUAUUGCAAAGGAUUCAUUGCUAACUGAAGAGAAAAGUUUGACUGCCAGUUUGGGCUUUGACUGUGUGCAAUAGAGGCUGUCCACCUCGUCCAAAGGUGGAAAGUCAUCAUAGUGCUAACAUUAUCUUGAGAUCAUUGUUCAAUAGCCAGGGGAGGAAUCGUGAAGUUGGAGAAACCACAUAUGAAUUUAUGAAUUUGACAAUGUAUUUUACAGAACCCCGAAAAUACUUAAAGUUAUUAGGUUUUCAUGGAAAGAUGUGUCGAUUACAAUUAUGGAAUGCAUGUUUAAAGAAUAGGUUCAUAGAUUUGCCCUCCUAUGGCCACAUUAUUUCAUUAUUCAAAUCAUGUCAUAAAUAGAAAAUAUAUAUAAAAUGCAGACCUUGGUUGUUAAUUUUAGGCUUAUAGUGUUAACUCUGUUUUGUUAAUGAUACUGUAUUUACCAUGAUGCUACUUGAAGUUGCAUUUGAAUGUAAAAUGUGUUGCCUCUGCAGUUUCUGAUGCUGCUUUUCAAUAGUUAAAUCUAAGCCUGCAUUUUUGUUGAACACCGUGUGCAUUAUCUGCAACAUAUUGCUCAUAUUCACUGGUAAUACCUGACAUUACUUUCUUGUAAUGUAUGUGGUUGCACUGAUUACAUGAUUGAUACAAUUGUAGAUGGUUCAGGACUACUCUUGCACAAUCAAACCCCUGCCUGAGAAUAACACUCUCCUCCUCUUUGGACCAUGAGAAUAGCCUCUUGACCCCAAGGUAGAAGUUUGGGUUACCCUGUUCUUUUGUAUAGUAUUAUUCUGUAAUCUAUUCUGUGCACUCAUUUCAAGCAACACAAUGUGAAGUAUUACCCUUGAAUGCAAGGGUCUGAUAGAACAUAUUGCUGCUUUGUGAACAUGCUUUAUAAAAAUGGUCUGGUGCUUUUUUGUGUUUAUUUGAAAAGAUACCUGCUGCAAUUUAUAUUUUAAUGCUUAGAUCUACAAGGAAACUAAAAGUGUGUUGUCAUUGUCAGCGUUUACUGCCUAUAAAGUAUU